This is a messenger RNA of Dimorphilus gyrociliatus, 1560 nucleotides long. The record is from the annotation of a GenBank genome assembly. Lineage: Eukaryota; Metazoa; Annelida; Polychaeta; Dinophilidae.
ACUUGUGCUGCUGCGUCGAAUGAGGAGACUUAUUUGUGGUGACAGAAAUUGUAAAAGACAGUUUAGGAAAACAACAGGCUAGUUCGUGUCUUUAUUAGUCCAUCUGAAAGACGACGAAUUAUUUUGUCAGAUAUCCCAAACAGAAACAAUUUAAAGUUGAAGUGUGUGCCACAUUUGAUUCCUUAGAAACCGACACAAAAGUUGUUAUGGCUUCAAAUUCCGACAAUAACAACCAAGUGAGUAGGCCUAUUAAAAGAGAGAUAAGAGAUUUAGAAGCCUUAAAUCCCGAAAAUAUGAGAGAAUUUUCAAUUUCACGAAUUUUGGGAACCUUGGAAUUGAUGAAUCGGUCUUUAGAAAGAAUGGCGAAGAGAGUCAAAGCUUUGGAAGAGGAGCGAAAAAUUGCUAUAGCAGCUUCGCCAUUGCCGAUGAUGUUCACUUCGGGAAUAUCUAUAACAACACCAGGAAGCGGCUCUCUAUCAUCACCUCACGAGAACUUUACCCAACCAGAUUUUUUGGUUAGUUCAACACCAGAGCAGCAAAGAGGCGUCCAAUUGGCAGUGGACAGAUUGGAUCGUUGGUCGGGAGAUUUACAGGAGAUAUCCUGGUCCCAAUACAAGGAAAGUUUUCAAAGAGUAUGUUCAACAUUGUCUGAACAAACGAGAUUAAUUGUACUCAACCAUGUCCUGGACAGUCCAGCCAAGUCCAUCUUUUCAUACCUUCUUCAAUAUGAUCAGUUGACUUGGCAGCAACUAAAUACCGCAUUUACGAGGGAAUUUGACGGCGAAAGGAGAAGGGAGGCUCAACAAAUGAUUAUUUUCUCCGAGAUAUGGGACUCGAAUUAUGAAAGACUGCAUCAAUUUGCAAAACGUAUUAGCAAUUUGGUAGAUCAGGCUUUUCCUCCGCAGCAACGUGACUUCAUUAAAAUUCAGCAAGUAAUUCGAGCAGCUCAAAGUUAUCCAAUUUUUCAAGGAAGAAACGAGUGGAUAAGGAAUUUAUCGUGGAGCGCUUUUCUGGACGUUAUUACAGAAGGCGAGGAGAUAUAUCGCUCCAGACAACGAUCUAUGCCGAUUAAUUCUAUCAAGAGCGAAUGUUCCUAGUGCUUGUUUUUAAAAACUGUUUCAAGAUUAUAUAUUUUCAGCGUAUUAUGUAUAUUAUUUAUUUACAAUGAAUAGUCUAACAGUUUACGCAAUUCGAACAAAAUAUUUAAUCAUUAGAAAUAAAUAUAUUCAAGCACCGGGGUAUUUAUUGUUGUACGUCGAUUAUCUCAAACAUCUAGUUAAGUCUUACUCUUGUCUAUUGUUCAAAACUAGUCUCAAACCGAUUAUAAUCAAUUAUAGCGUUUUUCUUACUUAAACAAUUACAACUAUAAACACCUGUAUGCUCUUGAAGAUAGAUAAAGAAUUGAGGAUGAAUGACGAAUCAUUGUGAUUUUGUGAUUUUUUUCUUGUACAAACUUAUACCCAGAAUAAUUGAAAGAAUAAAAUAUGCAAUUACACCGUUUUUCUCAAACCAUUCGUUCAUCAUUAGAUACUUUCUACACUAUUGUGCGUUUAUAGUAUU